Purpureocillium takamizusanense is the source of this 324-nucleotide messenger RNA. RefSeq lists its product as uncharacterized. The record is from RefSeq and is a predicted model, not a curated record. Lineage: Eukaryota; Fungi; Ascomycota; Sordariomycetes; Hypocreales; Ophiocordycipitaceae. The transcript has a single exon. Bases 1 to 324 code for a protein of 107 amino acids.
AUGGAACGCGUCGUCAACCCAAUUCAGCCCACCAAAAAGGCAAUUGAGGCAAAGCUUCCUGAUGGAACCUCCCGCGCGAGAGCGUCUUUGUCUGUAGUACAGUACGUGACGAGGCGAGGCACCAGCCUCAGUCAGAGGGAACAGCAUGACCACCGUCAACGCAACACCCGUCGCGUGAUGGGUCAGACGCCAAUGCCCUGGCAGCUGCUGCGUCACCGUUUCCAUUCAAUUGCCCCCUCACCAUCACGCCCCCCGGGUCCGGUUCCCUGCAGCAGCGGCAACGAGUCUAAGAAGAAGAAAAAGCAAGGGACCAGCGGCGGGUGA